AUGUCUGAAAAAUUAGAUAACGAUAAAAUUAUAAAUGCAAUUAAAAAUCAGAAUGAGAUCGUUUUUCGUUCAAUUGAAGUGCUAAAGGUAUAUGAAUCAUAUAAAAACAAAAACAUUUUUAAUGCUAUUGUUGAAUUAGAUAGUACUGCAUUUGCUAAAAUAAUGAAAGAGCGUACAAUUAAUGUGGAUUGGGAUGGAUGCAUUGCUUAUGAGAAUUUUAACGUAAUGAGUCUGGUCUACAACAAACUUGACUCAGACAACCUAUACAAAUUAAGAGCUGUAAUGAACUGUCUGCGAUCACGCGAGACAGCCGAAGCCUUCGCCGCUCAGCUCUCUAGCCGAUUAAACAACCAACCCUCCCGUUCCGAUAAUGCCGGUAGACAGUGGGGACAUAUCUCUCACUCCCUACGCACAACAGCGGAAGAUGUCCUUGGUUUCCAACGUCCCCCACGGCGAAACCAAUGGUACGACGAAGAGUGUCGCCAAGCUACUGCUGCGAAGAACGCGGCCUAUAAAAGGACCCUGCAGUCAGCAGCAACGCGAACCGUGCAUGAACAAUAUCGGGAGAUGAGGAAGGUAGAGCGGUGCCUAUUCAGACGGAAGAAACGAGAUCAAGAAAGGCGCGAGCGAGAGGAAAUCGAGGUGUGUAGAAAUAGGAAUGAUGCCCGUAAAUUUUAUCAAAAAGUCAACCGUCUGACUCAAGGCUUUAAGCCUGGUGCAUCAACCUGUAAGGACGAAAAUGGUAAUCUGGUUACAGAUACGCAGAAUGUACUGAAAGUAUGGAAGGAGCAUUUCUCCAAACUGCUAUCUGGCGAUGAUAACAUCAACUCUGCCAUUGAAGAAAUGCCCUCUGUAUCCCCAAUCGAAAAUGAUGAUGUUGAAAUUCCACCACCUAGCCAUAACGAAGUGCGUGUUGCUAUACAGCGACUUAAGAACAACAAAGCGGCAGGCGCAGAUGGCCUGCCUGCUGAAUUGUUCAAGGCCGGCGGCGAUAUGCUGAUAAGGUGCAUGCAUCAGCUUAUCUGCAGAAUAUGGUUAGAUGAAAGUCGUAAUUUAAUCAAGCCACUAACCACUUAA
Molecule: messenger RNA, 1077 nt
Organism: Teleopsis dalmanni
Lineage: Eukaryota; Metazoa; Arthropoda; Insecta; Diptera; Diopsidae
Exons: 3
Coding region: 1-1077 (358 amino acids)
Source: RefSeq, a predicted model, not a curated record